This is a messenger RNA of Cynoglossus semilaevis (tongue sole), 2379 nucleotides long. It is a transcript of the gene st3gal7, whose product is annotated as ST3 beta-galactoside alpha-2,3-sialyltransferase 7. Gene Ontology annotation, molecular function: lactosylceramide alpha-2,3-sialyltransferase activity. NCBI's taxonomy places the organism in Eukaryota, Metazoa, Chordata, Actinopteri, Pleuronectiformes, Cynoglossidae. The record is from RefSeq and is a predicted model, not a curated record. The transcript is spliced from 8 exons. The coding region runs from base 163 to 1383 and encodes 406 amino acids.
GCAGAGAGGGACUGAGUGACACAUUAAUGGUUAACCAGUGUUAUUAAAGGGAGGUGACAAAGGUCGGCAGUGAGGGAGGAAAGGAGGCGAGGAGGCUGCUGCAGCCAUUUUAGCUUUAGCCAUCUCGGUCAUGAAGCUCACUGGACAUGAAGCUCAGGCAGCAUGGUGACACUGAGCUACCUGACUGUGGACGACGUCUGUCCACUGCUUCUUGAGGCUGCAGAGGCGACGACGCCUGCGCCUGUGUCUCACCGGCAGCAGGAGUUCACAGAGACAGAGACGGUGUCCCGGCAGUUCUUUCUCAGCAGGACUCAGAAUCUUGCCUUCAGUCUGGUGUUGUUACUUGGAUGCUACGCAGCCAUUCUGAUUCCCGUAUAUUUACCAGCAGAUCAGACAGGAACUCCAAACACCGAUGAGUUCCAACCUUCCAAAGAUUUGAUUUUAUUCAACAGCUCCACCGCCCUGCUGUCAGGACCUUGUCAGCCUCGCUGGUGCCUGGACCAUCUGAAGUCCCUGUCCUGCUCUUCGGGCCUAAUGGACAUCCCUGUGUUUGUGCAGCAGGACAGACGUGUGUCCUGGGAUCUGUCCCCUCCUCUGGGUCUCCAGGGCAGUGAAGAACAUCUGGCCCUGGCUCUGGCCUCCCUGCCUCAGCAUGGCUUGCCUCCAUCGCUGAGGAGAGAGGGCAGCUGCAGGCGAUGUAUGGUGGUGGGCAACGGAGGGGUUCUUCAUGGGAGUCAUCUGGGAUCUCACAUAGAUCAGUACGACGUCAUCAUCAGGUUAAAUAAUGCUCCAGUUCAUGGCUUUGAAAAGGACGUUGGCUCCCGCACCACCAUCCGUCUCAUUUACCCAGAGGGGGCGCCACAUGUUGCAAAAGACUACAGUAGAACCAGCAUGGUGGCUCUGGUGGUUUUCAAAAGCCUGGACCUGGACUGGCUCACGUCUGUCAUCACCAAACAGCCUCUGAGCUUCUGGUCCAAACUGUGGUUCUGGAGGGAGGUGGUGGAGGACAUUCCUCUGAAACCAGAACAUUUCAGGAUCCUUCAUCCAGAGAUUAUUCACAAGACGGGUCAAGCUCUGCAGAGAUAUGCUAUGAAACCAGGAAAUAUGGUGCCGACGUUGGGUGUGGGAGCAGUGGUCAUGGCUCUGCAGCUGUGUGACCAGGUGAGUCUGGCUGGGUUUGGCUACGACCUGCAGCACCCGCAGGCCCGUCUUCAUUACUACGAGGCCAUACGUAUGGAUGCUAUGAAGGCACAGGUGGUACAUGACGUCAGUGCUGAGAAGCUCUUUCUGAGAGACUUGGUGGCUGCAGGAGCAGUGACUGACCUCACAGGAGCUCUGGGAGUUAGCAGUGCAGAAAGUGACGAUACUGUGGCAACGCCGUGAACUUUGACCUUGGACUUUGGGAUCAAUUCCAGACGAAGAAAAGAAAAGAUGACCAUUUGAUGCUCAGCCUUCAGAAAAGAAUGGAAAACAAAAGGACUGAGCAAUUCAAGGACUAUGCCUUUAAAUCACAACAUACUUGUUACUUAACUGUUCUGUGAAGGUUCUCCUUCUUUCAGGAUUCUUUUCAUCGUUGAAGAUUUAAAAUAAGGCGUCAUGUUCUGAGCAUCAGCAAUCCUCAUCUGACCAUCAGGUACUGCAUCUGGACAUCAAGGAUUAUGAACUGUUACAAGAAUAGACAUCAAAAUAUAACGAAAUAAUGUUACAAUAUGGAAGUAUGUUAAAUCCUGCUCUGUUCAGCUAAGACUGGAACACGCAGAUUAAAGGGUAUUUUAAUGAGAUUAAGCAGUGUAGAAUGAAGUAGCACUAAAACAGACGCAGUACAGAGGGGAACAUACAGGAACUAAAAACUUACUCACCUUAUCCUAAUGGAUAUCGGUUUUGCUCGUGUACCACUAGAGGGAGCCCGUUGAUUAUCACAUUAUAGUCUGCCACUGCCAUGAGGCAUUUGAGUCAAGCGAUCAACACAGCACACGUGUUUACUUUGCUCAGGAAUUGUGGGAGUUUUGGUGCCUGCUCAACACCACAGCCCUGCAGAGAACUGGGAUUCAAACUAGCAAUCAUCCAAUCACAGCUCGGGAUCUUCAACUGCUAAUGGUAGUCUGCCAAUGGUAUAAAAAUAUAAAAUACAUUAUUAAAACGAAUGUAUGUUAAGUAUUUUUUCAUACGCUUUAGUUUUUAUUAUGGAGUACUAAAACAUAUAAAAUACAUUAUUAAAACGAAUGUUAAGUAUUUUUUCAUACGCUUUAUUUUUUAUUAUGGAGUACUAAAAGAGUAAAAACAGCCACAUUAUCAUCAUAACAAACAAAUAAUUGUACAUGUUUAGAAGUGAUAUUGUGAAUGCAACAAAUAAACUGUCCAUGUAAGUGCUAAAAAAAA